This is a messenger RNA of Drosophila grimshawi, 1631 nucleotides long. RefSeq lists its product as uncharacterized. The transcript is spliced from 3 exons. The record is from RefSeq and is a predicted model, not a curated record. Lineage: Eukaryota; Metazoa; Arthropoda; Insecta; Diptera; Drosophilidae. Bases 38 to 1432 code for a protein of 464 amino acids.
UUGCAGUGAUAUAAUCCCAUUAUUCUGAAUUUGCAAGAUGUUCGUGAAAAUAAAGUUGGAGGAUGAGGGCAAUGCCAAAGUACCUCACAUUUUCGAAAUCAAGGAUACGGCCACAGUCUACAAUUUGAAGACGCAUUUGGAGUCCUUUGUAGGUAUAUCGGCCGAUGAGCAGGAAAUAAAAACAUUGGACCGCACUUUGGGCAACUGUGAUAAGCUCGACAAGGUCGUUAAUCAGGAAAUUGACGGCAAUAAGAUGAAUGGCGCAGCAAUUUCCUUAUAUAAAAACAAGAAGUUCCACUGCUUUUUGCAGUUCUACAAUCGGAUCGAAGGUGGCAAUCAGACCAACUUCUUUCGCCAACCGCCGGAUGCCAAAAAAUUUGCCAUCGAUCAGGUGCCACCAUAUUUUGAGUAUAUCGUCGAAACGAGCGAAGCGUGGUAUUCAACAGCGUCCGAAAUGGAUUCAAGUGACAGUACCAACAGUAGCACCUCAUCGGAUUCAAUUGGGGACGCACUUACUCUUAAACGCACGUCAACUGACAAAUCUAAUUCGCCGGUAAAAAGAUCUCGCCCUGUAGCGGAGCCUAACGAAUCAGAUUGUGAGCCAACAUCUACGGCAGUAAUGCUGCCGUUGAAAGAGGCCAAUCAAACUUCGAAUAUUUCGGAGCACGAGACUCGUGUUCUUAUUAGUGAGAGUGUGUCCGAAGUUUCUGUAACAUCACCAUCACCGGAAAUUCCUUCUGAAGGACAGCAAAUAGAAAUUACAGUAGUUGAAAAAGCGCCAGAAGGAUCGUCUACACUUGGAGAUAUUGCUAACCAUAAUUUUACAGUGCCAUUAAAAUUAGAUUCAGCAGCUGUUCAAAGUGCUCCGGCGGCUCCGUACAUUAUCAUGAAACCGGAACAUCGCAAAUAUGCUGUAGUUAUAAGCAAUAAUGUUGAUGAACAGAAUCCGGCAUAUAGUUGCCAACUGGAACAUUUGUGUGGUCUGUUCGAGUCAUCUCGAAUCUGUGAGCGCUUAAACUUCAGUGAAUAUGCCUCAAUUUCCGUGUAUGGUGACAAAAUGUGGGUGCUCUGUGAGGAUAAGGAGACCUAUGAAUGGAUAACUACUGGUGUCGGCAAUCUCUACGAGUGUUCAAGUCUCAUCAAGUAUUAUGGACUGUUGAAAUGCAGCAUGGUGCUGCCUCAAGUGGUUGAAUCAAAGCAGCUGUCAAAUAUUUUUCAUCUGCUGGAGCUGCAGAAUCCGGGCCUCUGCACACACAAGUGGUGCGUUGUCGAACGCUCCAUGCUCGAUCCGGAGUCGGCCGCUAAGGCUGUGACCACUUUAUGCAAAAAUGAACAGCUUAUUCUGUAUGUGGAUAAGGAUAGCAAGUGUUAUAUUGAACAGCAUAGCUGUAGGCUCAAGUAUUGCUUCUGGAAGCUGACCUUUGACUUUUAAACUAAUCUUGCAAUUGUGGAAAACAUUUUUAUUUUAAUUAAAAUUCAAUGAAUUUGAAAAAAAUAUUUAGAUAUUUUACGAAAUGAGCUAUUUUUUUACACAUAGUUCGUCGAUUUUGAAGCUCAGGAAGCUUAUUGUGAAGCUGGUUAAUGCUCAAUAGCAUUAAAGUUGAAAAAUAAAUGCAUUUUGCUUGCGAUAA